AUUACUUGAGAGAGAGAAAAAAAAAAAAAAAACAAUGGCUGCUGAUUCUCCGAGUUCUGUACGAAAAGUGGUUGUUCAUCUCAGAGCAACUGGCGAUGCGCCUAUACUCAAACAAGCCAAAUUCAAGAUUCCUGGAACUGACAAGUUUGCUAAAGUGAUUGACUUUCUAUGCCGGCAGCUUCAUCGGGAAACAUUGUUUGUCUAUGUCAACAGUGCAUUCUCACCAAACCCAGAUGAAUUGGUAAUUGAUCUGUAUAAUAAUUUUGGUUUUGAUGGUAAGCUGGUGGUCAAUUAUGCUUGUUCCAUGGCAUGGGGCUAACUAAUGGUGAUGGGUUCAUGUAGUAAGUGCAGAGUGACUCAUUGUCUCUUUCUUCUGAUUUCUCCUCGGUCUGAUAAUUGGUAAGGAAACAAACAAAAAUGGCCCCUCUCCUUUUUACUUUUCCUAUCACUGAUUUUAAGAGGUUGCAUGUUUCACCGAAAACUUGGAUGAUUAUUUCCAUACAGACAAGGAAACAGGAUUUGCUGGUAUAUUGAAGAUUAUGAUUAGGAUCUGAAGAGUGGAACUGAAAGUUUAUAUCAUAAUGAUUUGAGUUUGACAAAGACUUUAUAUAAAAGGUGUAAUUUCCUGUUGAUUGUCAUUUAACUGUUGAUUACAUUUUGAUAAUAUAGCCAAAGUUACAACACAA
Molecule: messenger RNA, 686 nt
Organism: Corylus avellana
Lineage: Eukaryota; Viridiplantae; Streptophyta; Magnoliopsida; Fagales; Betulaceae
Gene: ATG12A
Product: Ubiquitin-like superfamily protein
Biological process (GO): autophagosome assembly; glycophagy; autophagosome maturation
Cellular component (GO): phagophore assembly site membrane; autophagosome membrane; cytoplasm
Molecular function (GO): Atg8-family ligase activity
Source: RefSeq, a predicted model, not a curated record